GGCCUAUCUCUACCUCGGUGUUAAUAAAAAGCUUAAAUUGUCUGGAAGACCAAACAGACCCAUUGGAUGCAUUGGAACAUCAAAGCUUUAUAGAAUUCUGGGAAAGACAGUUGUGUGCUAUCCCAUUGUGUUUGAUUUGAGUGACUUUUACAUGAGCCAAGAUGUCAUGCUGCUGAUUGAUGACAUAAAGAAUUUACUACAGUUUACUAAACAAUAUUGGAAGAUGAAUCGGCGCCCUCUCUUCCUUGUGCUUAUCCGUGAAGAUAACAUAAAAGGGAGUCGUCUCAAUCCUAUGUUGGACAUGUUGGCAGCAUUCAAAAAUGGUAUUAUUGGAGGAGUGAAAGUUCAUGUUGACAGACUUCAGACAUUAAUAUCUGGUGCAGUCGUUGAACAGCUUGACUUCCUACGGAUAAGUGAAGAGGAGGAAAUUCCACAGUUUGUAAGUUUUGAGGAGCUGGAAUUUCCGAAACAUUCAAAAGUAAAGCGGCAGUCAAGUGUAACAAAUCCAAUGGACAACAAGCAACAACCUGAGAUAAAUUUGCAUGACUGGAUGUUUGCCCCCACAAUGGAAAUUCUGGAAAAGCUGUCUGUAUGGAAAUAAAUUAUAUCUAAUACUGUACUAAUAUCUUUAUUUUCAACCUUGUCUCAUCAAAAAUAUAUAUUGUCCUCACAUUGAAGUAUAUAUACAAUUUAUAUCCAUGGAAAAUAUUGGGAAUUCUGUGACAUACUGAGGAUAAAGCAAGUGGAUAUCACACCCCAUCCCUUUAAGAGAUCACUGUGCCCACUUUGUGCUGGUUCUCUAUUUAAUUAUCAUCAUAUUUCAAAAGCCACCUUAUUUUUUUCACAACCGUAACCUAUUGUUGUCAACGCUUCUUCAUUCUUUUUACAUUUUAAAACUGUUCAUAGAUUUUCCUUGCAAACGUAAAAUUUAUGACCAGGAGUAAGCCAUUUGGACCCUUAAGCCUGUUCUUCUUUUCAGUAAGAUAAUGGCUGAUCUGAUUGUGGCCUCAACUUCAAUUUCCUGUGCACCCCUGUACCCUUUGACUCCUUUGUCAAUUAAGGAUCUAUCUAACUUAAUCUUAAAGAUACUCAAUAACUUUGCCUCACUACUCUCCAGGAAGGAAGUUCCACAGAUUCACAACCGUCUGGAAGAACAGCACCCCCACAAAGGAAAAUCUCUCCUCAGGAUCGUGUGUCUUUCAUUAAAACCACCUCUUAUUCUUCUAAACUCUGUGGACAUAGAUCCAUCAUGUCCAAUCAGUUCUCAUUAGAUAACAUUACUUCCCUCAAUCCAGGGAAUGAGUUGAGUCAAAGUUCGUUGAAUUACUUUUUUACGCAGUUAUUUCCUUUCUUAAAUAAUGAGACAAAAACUGUACACAGUACUCCAAAUGUGGUCUGUCAAAUGCUGUGUAUAACUAUACCAAAACAUUCUGUCUUUCAUGUUCCAUUCCCCUUGCAAUAAACAACAACAUUCCAUUUGUCUUCAUAUUCACUCUCUCAAGUUAGUUAACGCUUCUUUUUUCUGUCAAAGUGGACAAGUUCACAUUAUCCCUACAACAGCCAGAUUUUUGCCUGUUUACUUAACCUAUCUAUAUCCUUUCGCAGACGACUUAUGUUCUCUUCGCAACUUACUUUCCCACAUAUCUUUGUGCCAACAGCAAAUGUAGCAACUAUGUACUCAGUUUCCUCAUCAAGUCAUCGAUAUGUAACUGGAAAUCUGUGUACACUACAUUUACUGGCUCCUUUUAUUGGGUCUUAGCUUCACAUCUUCAAAAAAACUGUACAAAAUUUGUGAAACACAAUUUCCCUUUCGCAAAAGCUUCAGAACAUAAGCCAUGUUAACUGCUUGAUUAUGAUUUUCAAAAAUGCUGCUCCCAUUUCCUUAAAAGUGCAUUCCAGUACUUUAAGAUGAUAAACUUAGGUUAGCUCGCUAGCCUGUAAUUUCUUUUUUCUGUCUUCCCCUAGACCAGGUAUGUCACGUUUGCAAUUUUUUUCAAAGCAUCGGAACCUAUUUUUGGAAAUUUUGGAAGAUUGCAGCCAAUGCAGCCAGUUCUUUCCAGAUUCAAAGAUGUAGAACUAGGAAAUUCAUUCACCUUUAAUCCUAUUAGUUUGCCUUAUAAGAGACAACAAGGUGUAGAGCU
Rhincodon typus (whale shark) is the source of this 2141-nucleotide messenger RNA. RefSeq names its product phosphorylase b kinase regulatory subunit beta-like. Gene Ontology annotation, biological process: glycogen metabolic process. NCBI's taxonomy places the organism in Eukaryota, Metazoa, Chordata, Chondrichthyes, Orectolobiformes, Rhincodontidae. The record is from RefSeq and is a predicted model, not a curated record. Bases 152 to 601 code for a protein of 149 amino acids. Gene Ontology annotation, molecular function: calmodulin binding. The transcript is spliced from 6 exons. Gene Ontology annotation, cellular component: phosphorylase kinase complex.